This is a messenger RNA of Photinus pyralis (common eastern firefly), 2741 nucleotides long. Its product is annotated as transmembrane channel-like protein 3. Gene Ontology annotation, cellular component: plasma membrane. The transcript is spliced from 13 exons. Gene Ontology annotation, molecular function: mechanosensitive monoatomic ion channel activity. The record is from RefSeq and is a predicted model, not a curated record. NCBI's taxonomy places the organism in Eukaryota, Metazoa, Arthropoda, Insecta, Coleoptera, Lampyridae. The coding region runs from base 235 to 2682 and encodes 815 amino acids.
GGGAUAAAUGACCAACUGUCACUACUGUGCUGUUUAUUUAUUUUUUUUAUGAAAGUGAUUAGUUAAAUUUAUAAAAAAAUCUUCAAUUAAACAAAAAGACUCUUGAAUGGCAACGCAUUUACAUUACACCCAGGAAUACACAACGGCUUGCUUAUUCAAGACCAACAAACAAGCUUAAUGUAACAUUAACACAUUAAUUUGUUGCUUUUAGUCUCAUUGUUGCUUUGAAAAAGCAUGGAAAUGGGAGAUAUUCAAUUGAGACGAUACUCGAGACCUAUUUUUAAUGUUGACAACCCAAAUUACGGUAACCAAAGCAACUAUAAUCCGAAAAAUAAGCGAGCCACUCGCAAUCAAGACAACCUUGUUUACGGAGAUGUUGUUACCGAUUUUGUACCGGAUAUACAGCCAAGCUACUUAAAUUAUUGUCAUCGAACUACGUCCGUGCAUCGUAACGUUUUUAAACUUGGCGACGAACCGUGUAACUUUCGCAACGUUCCGUUUUCGUUGGAGCACAGAAAGAAAUGGUUGUUUUGCUCGGGAUAUAACACUCAGAAGCGGUCCUUGCAAGAAUGCGCCGACGAUAUUGCCACGUGCAUGGAGCUAGACGACGUAUUAAUGAACAACUCGCAUGAAUCGGAGCUGCUACGUCGGGAAGCGUUGAGGGAUAUGCCCCAGUCCUUGACUGUUAAAAGAAUUAUUAAGAAAAAUCUUUCCUUUAGUGUUAACAAACGCACCAAAGAGAAACCUAUUGGUUUCUUUAAGGGUUUACAAUACACGACGAGUAUGAAGUUGUCUAAGGUCCAUACAUCUCUGAAAUCCUUCGCGUACAGUUUCGAAUUGUGGUACAGCUCGUUAAAAGAAAUCGAGGGCCACUUCGGUUCCGGUGUUGCAACCUAUUUCAAGUAUUUUCGUUGGAUGUUUAUAAUGAACUGCCUAAUAAUGCUCGUUGCACUAGUAUUUGUGGUCAUACCUCAGCUGCUUUACGAAAAUUUUGAGGUCACGACUUCGACUUCCAAAAAUCUUUGGUUCAAUUGGAAUAUAAAACCUAAGACUAAGAACAAUGCUACUUUUCAAAUUUCAGACUUAUUUACCGGAGAAGGUUACUUUGAAGAUACGGUUUUAUUUUACGGCCACUAUACGAAUGAAAGCGUUAACUUGAUUAGUACACAAUGGUACAGUGUACCUUACGCGUACUUCUUUACGAGCGUUUUUAUUUAUGUGGCCAGUUUUAUUGUUUUCAGUUUGAGUAUGGCCAAAUCGUACAGAAGAAGCUUUAUUGAGACACAAGAUGGCUUAAAAAAUAAUUUCGCCCACAAAGUUUUUUGUGGAUGGGAUUAUAGUGUGGCUACAGAGAAAGCCGCAAACAUAAAGGUGUCUUCUUUGUAUACUGAAUUAAAGGAACUUCUUAGCGAGUCAUUUCAAAUUGUUAAACAUGUGCCCUUUCUACAACAAUUCUAUACGGUGGUUUUACAAUUUGUCUGUAACGUUAUUGUUAUAUUUCUUCUGGGCGGAGUCGGUUACAUGCUAUGGCUAUUGUUGAACGAAAAUACAGCUCAUUUAAGUCAAUCAUCGUCCAGCAUAGGCGUUAUUAUUGCUGUCGUUAUCAAUAUCAUCAUGCUGCUCUUCCCGUUGGUAUUUGGAUUUAUCGUACGCUACGAGGAUUACAAGCAUCCACGUGCUGCCUUAUAUGUUACGUUGCUCAGGACCUUUUUAUUAAAGGUUGUCCUUGUGGGAACAUUUCUUGGAUUUUGGUUGAAGCAGUCUACAAAACAAAAAUGUUGGGAAACUGCAAUAGGACAACAUAUUUUUCGUUUGAUUUUGUUUGACUUUUUCUUUUCGAUUGUUCUGACUUCAGUUGUAGAAGCUGUUUGUUACUCAAUAUAUACAAAGCUCUGGAGGGGAAUUGGCGCGCCCACGUUUGACAUUGCGAGAUACACGUUGCAGCUCUUGUAUAACCAAACGUUAUUUUGGGUCGGAUUUUAUUUUUCGCCGUUGUUAGCCGUCGUCGUGGUGAUUAAAUUGUGGCUGUCUUGGUAUAUUCGACGGACUUGCACUUUGAAGUUUUGUAAGCCCUACUCGAAAUCGUGGAAGGCGGCUCAAACGCAAACCUUGUUUUUGAUUUUGUCAUUUUUAUCGCUGCUUCUCGUCAUAAUUACACUGGGAUACAUAGUGGUGGAUGUUAAGAGUUCAGCAUGUGGGCCUAUGCGAAAUUACACUUAUAUGUACGAGUUGAUUCUUAAAGGGAUCUUUCAACUGGAACAGCAUAACGUGUUUUGGAGAAUUCUAAUGUACUUUACGAAACCGGGCGCGGUAGCACUCAUGCUUCUUGCCAUGUGUGUCGUGGUUUACUAUUUACGGGCGAAAGCAAUCGCACAAAAAGGAAUAGUUGAUAUUUUACGCGAUAUGUUGGUGCUGGAAGCAAAGGAUAAGGAGUUUUUACUGAGGACUUUUUCCAAAGUUGCUGAUCAGUGUAACUUACCAAACGAGCACAAAGUGUAUACCAUGUAUGAGAAUGUUACUGACAUUUGGUCUGCAGAGAAAUGCCACUAUCGCAAUGGAAACGGAAAUGAUUGUGGUAGUUCAACUGAAACAAGUACAACUGCUGAAGUAGACGAACUUCAGGCCACUGAGCAAUCCUUGCAACUUCUCAAAGAAAAUAAACCCCCUAAGAAACACAGAUGAUUAUUUGAAAUAUUUACACUUUUAUAUGUAUAAUGAACAAUAAAUAGUAAUGUUUAAGA